This is a messenger RNA of Dichomitus squalens LYAD-421 SS1, 1734 nucleotides long. RefSeq names its product N-myristoyl transferase. Gene Ontology annotation, biological process: N-terminal peptidyl-glycine N-myristoylation. The record is from RefSeq and is a predicted model, not a curated record. Bases 1 to 1734 code for a protein of 577 amino acids. Gene Ontology annotation, molecular function: glycylpeptide N-tetradecanoyltransferase activity. NCBI's taxonomy places the organism in Eukaryota, Fungi, Basidiomycota, Agaricomycetes, Polyporales, Polyporaceae. The transcript has 9 exons. Gene Ontology annotation, cellular component: cytoplasm.
AUGUCCGAGCCGUCGACAUCCCAACAAAAGGCUAAGGAUAAAGUCGGGGACUCCGAGCAGAUCGAGGAGAACCCACACCCAGACGAAGAGGACCACUCUGGGUCCGACGACGACUCUGAGCCCGAUGCGGACGGGGACGCCCCCGAGACGGCUGCAGGCUCCUCGAGCACUGCGGUCCCCGUAGACACGCCAGGAACAGCGAGCAAGAAGAAAAAGAAGAAGCGGUCCAAGGCCGCGAAGGCCCUGAACGCGCUGAAGAGCGUCGGCAAGGGCAAGGACGCUAUCCCUGACGAAGUCGUCAAGAUCGUGCUCGACAAGGUGAAAGCGGAGGGUGGCGAGGCCGUCGCGGGGGCAGAUGCGGAGACGGUCAGGCUGGCACUGGAGCAGAUGAAGCUCAGGGAUGUGCUUCAGGGCAAGACGGGCAUCGGGGGGAAGAAUAAGAAGGAUACUGGAGGGCAUAAGUUCUGGUCGACGCAACCCGUGCCACAACUUGGUGAGGCACCUCCGGAGGCCGAUGGACCUAUUGAGCCCUCAAAACCCGCGAGCGAGGUCCGCCAAGAUCCGUACCCUCUACCAAAGGAGUUCACAUGGUCAUUCCUGGAUAUCAAUGACACCGCUGAGUUGAGGGAACUGUACGAGCUACUAUCUGCCAACUACGUCGAGGACGACGACGAGUCAUUCCGUUUCCAGUAUUCCGCGGAAUUCCUGUCAUGGGCCUUGAAGCCACCAGGCUAUCACAAGGAAUGGCAUGUGGGGGUUCGAGUGAGUUCGAGUCGGAAGCUCGUCGCUUUUAUCUCUGCCGUACCAGUGCAGAUCCGAGUGCGAGACCACGUGCUCAAUGUGAGCGAAGUGAACUACCUUUGUGUGCACAAGAAAUUGCGUUCGAAGCGGUUAGCACCCGUGCUCAUCAAGGAGGUUACACGACAAUGUAACCUUAAGGGUGUUUUCCAGGCGCUGUACACCGCAGGAGUCGUGAUUCCUACCCCGGUAUCUAAUGCUCAAUAUUUUCACCGCUGCAUCAACAUUCCCAAGCUAGUCGAUGUUCGCUUCACGAGCGUGCCCUCAACGAUGACGCUGGCACGCAUGAUCCGCCUGCACAAGCUCCCCGAGAAGCCGCGCUUGCUCGACCAGGGAUUGCGCGAAAUGGGAGAGCGCGAUGUGCCGCAAGUGGUGGACCUCUUUGAGCGAUACAUGAAGCGCUUCUCGAUGGUCCCAAUUUACAACGAGGCUGACGUCGCCCACCAGUUCUUGAGCGGCCGUGGUGAGGGUCCCCGCGGAGCUGAUAGCUGGAAGACGCCGCGCGAUGGCCAGGUCGUGUGGACGUACGUCGUCGAGAACCCGAAAACGAACAAGAUCACGGACUAUGUCUCCUUUUACUCCCUGCCUUCGACGAUCAUGCGCAGCACGAAGCAUAACCUCCUCAACGCCGCGUACCUCUAUUAUUACGCCACGGAAGUCGCGUUCGAGGACGGCGCCGAGGCUAGCGGGCGGCUCAAGAAGCGGCUCGAGGAGCUCAUCACUGACGCGCUCGUGAUUGCGGAUCGCGCCAAAUUCGACGUGAUGAACGCGCUUACGCUCAUGGACAAUGUGCCCUUUUUGCAGGACCUCAAGUUUGGGCAGGGCGACGGUAUCCUCAAUUUCUACCUUUACAACUGGCGAACCGCCCCUCUGGCAGGACUGCGUGCCACGAGCGACACCUCAGUCGGAAGGGGUAUUGGAGUAGUCAUGCUAUAG